Messenger RNA from Papaver somniferum (opium poppy), 2035 nucleotides. Its product is annotated as glucose-6-phosphate/phosphate translocator 2, chloroplastic-like. Gene Ontology annotation, molecular function: phosphoglycerate transmembrane transporter activity; triose-phosphate transmembrane transporter activity; antiporter activity. Bases 427 to 1644 code for a protein of 405 amino acids. The transcript has 5 exons. Gene Ontology annotation, biological process: transmembrane transport. The record is from RefSeq and is a predicted model, not a curated record. Lineage: Eukaryota; Viridiplantae; Streptophyta; Magnoliopsida; Ranunculales; Papaveraceae. Gene Ontology annotation, cellular component: Golgi apparatus; membrane.
UUCCGAGGCAGGCAGAAGAUGUACGGUAUUCCCUAGACUGAUUAUUAUCGAAACCGCGCUUUCUUCUGCACUUUUCAAUAUCUUUGUUUGUUAUAUUUGUUAAAACUUGAAACUAACACAGUGAGAAAAAAUCAGUCUCAUUCUUCACGGACAAGAAGAAGAGAAGAGAAGAAAAAACAUCUCUUUCAUUUCAGAUCCAUUUUUACUUAUUUCUUUAAUCUAUCCUUCUAAUCCCUUCUUCUUUGAUAAUCUCUCCUUCAAAAUCAUUGUUUUUCUUGGGGAUUCAGAAAAAUCAAUUCUGAGUUUUCGAGGCAUUUCGGAAUCCGUCGAAAAAACACAAAAUCAGUUGGUGUUUGGUCUUUAUAUUGAGGUUUCAGAUAAUUUCAUUUGGCUGUUGGUGUUUGAUUCCAACGUUUUCUGUUUAAAAUGAUUUCUUCAUUUAAGCAAUCUGCAGCUAUUUCUAGUUCUGCUUCUGGUAUAAUUCGAAAGAAUUCAAAUGCUAUUUCAAAACCGCGACUUUCAUUGUUUCUAUCCAUGCCGAUUAAAAAAGUCUCGAAGUCUAAAACCUCUGCUUUGACAUCUCAAAAACCUCUUUAUAUUUCAUCUGAAGGUUUUGCUUCUUUUGAGAAAUCUAAACCUAAAAAUGCAAAUUUUGAGUGCAAAGCUUAUGAGGCUGAUAGAUCACAACCAAUGGAUGCAAACAUUGAAUUCCCGGAUCAACAAACAAGAUCAGCAGCAGCUCAGAAGGCUAAAAUUAGUAUAUAUUUUGCCACAUGGUGGGCUUUGAAUGUGGUGUUCAAUAUCUAUAACAAGAAAGUUCUUAAUGCUUUUCCUUACCCAUGGCUCACAUCUCUUCUAUCUCUUGCUGCUGGUUCUUUGAUGAUGUUGAUUUCAUGGGCAACUAGAAUUGCUGAACCUCCUGAAACUGAUUUACAAUUCUGGAAAACCCUUUUACCGGUUGCUGUUGCUCAUACAAUUGGCCAUGUAGCUGCAACAGUGAGUAUGUCCAAGGUUGCAGUUUCUUUCACUCACAUCAUUAAAAGUGGUGAGCCUGCUUUUAGUGUGUUGGUUUCAAGGUUUAUAAUGGGGGAGACGUUCCCUAUGCCGGUUUAUCUUUCACUUCUCCCAAUUAUUGGAGGUUGCGGUCUUGCUGCUCUCACUGAGCUCAAUUUUAACAUGAUUGGAUUUAUGGGUGCUAUGAUAUCAAACUUGGCGUUUGUGUUCCGAAACAUAUUCUCGAAGAAAGGUAUGACAGGGAAAUCCGCAAGCAAGUCAGUUGGUGGGAUGAACUACUACGCUUGUCUGUCGAUGUUGUCGCUCCUAAUUCUCACACCUUUUGCCAUCGCUGUGGAGGGUCCCCAAGUGUGGGCAGCUGGAUGGGAAACAGCCAUCGCUCAGAUUGGUCCCAAUUUUGUUUGGUGGGUAGCAGCGCAAAGUAUUUUCUACCAUUUGUACAAUCAGUUCUCGUACAUGUCCCUAGAUGAGAUAUCCCCCUUGACGUUUAGCAUUGGAAAUACCAUGAAGAGGAUAUCUGUCAUUGUCUCUUCCAUAAUCAUUUUCCGCACGCCUGUUCAAGCCGUAAACGCUCUUGGGGCUGCUAUUGCAAUUCUUGGAACGUUCCUCUACUCCCAGGCGAAACAGUAAAGAGACUUAGUUAGAGGAAUAUACAGUUGAAAUAUAGCAGUUUGAAGUUUAUGAAAUCACAGCGCAAUGGCAAGCAGACCGAGCUCACAAGCACAACCUUUUAGGAAAUGUUUCGCGGCCUGAGAAGGCAUCCAAUUUUGGUCAGUUGGAGCAAUAGACAGCAGUAGUUUUGUUGUAGAUAAUAAUGUCGUUGGAGAACAAUAUUAACAACUAUCAGUUUCCUAGUUCCCACUUAGAACAUAGUUUCAUCCCUUCACCUUUUUAGGUUAGGGUUGUCACAAGGAAGUCUUCUUUUGAAACUGAAAAUAAAGAUGGCCGCAGACUCUUUGUUUACUUUUGAGCCAAACCAUUUUUGGUUUGAAUAAUAAUACAAGGGAAUCUUAUGAUUUCA